ACGCGAAAGACUGUUUAUGCCCAACUACACAUUGACAGGACUCUCUCUCUCUCUCUCUCUCUCCACUGUUUCCUAAUCUCCUUAUCCCUCUCUGUCUCUCUUUCCCAUAGACUUUGCCAAUAUCCAUAUCCCAAACAACAGCUAAACAUCAAAGAAAAUUAAUAAUCCCAUCAACUUAGAAUCAGAUCUUUGUUGUUAUUUACACCAUCUUUGAUUGAGAGCUAUGAGCACCACCCAACACCACCACCACCACCACCACAAGAUGAGAGGCAAAGUUGAAGAUCAGCCAGCAGCAGCAGCAGCAGCAGCACCACCAUCAUCUACUGCCUCGCCACCCUCAGCCUCCUCCUCUCCUGCACAUGAAUUCUCCUUCACAAUCUCCCUCCACCAACCACCACAGUCCUCGACAAACCCCGAAAAAGCCAAAUCGCUUCCUUCAAUCGCCGCCGUGGAUUUAUCUCCGGCGGACGAGAUAUUCUUCCACGGCCACCUCCUCCCUCUCCACCUCCUCUCCCACCUCCCUGUCUCUCCUCGCUCCUCCACCAAUUCUCUCGACAGUUUCACACUUCCCAGAGAAAUACUAGAAAACAACAACAACAAUAGUACUACUACAAUCAACAACAACAAUGGCGAAACAAAGGAGAGAGAAAGAGAAAGAGAAAGACCCAAGUCAUCGAAAUCAUCGUUCUCGUUGUUCGGGCUAUCGAAAUGGCGAAAAGGGUUGGAUGUUAGAGAAAAAGAAGAAGAGAAAGAGAAGAGCAAGAGGAAGCUAAGGUUCGAUGUGAGUCAUGUAGUGAAGAGGUACAUGAGAAUGGUUAGGCCUAUGUUGUUUUUCAGAGGGAGGAGAGAGAGUAAUAUACAGUUAAGGAGACAACCUUAUUCGUUUUCGGGGAAUUUGAUGAGUCCGAGAGGGAACAAGCAGGAGUUGUUGAGAGGGAGGAGAGGGGAGUACUCGGCACCGGCAUCGAUGAGGACUUCGCCGACCAACAGCGGUCUUCUGGUGGCGACGGGGGCCGUUCAGAAUUCGACGAGUGAUAGCACCAUGGAAGAGUUGCAGGCUGCGAUUCAAGCUGCCAUUGCUCAUUGCAAGAAUUCCAUUGCAAUGGAAGACAAAAUCAAAUGCUAAUCAUGGUUAGGUUCACCAAUUCGGAAUGUUAUACACAAAUGAAUUUCUUAUCUAAUUUUCUUAAAAGCAUACAUAAAGUAAUAAGUUAAUUAGAUGAUUUAUGUAUGAGAUUUUAAUUUUAAUUUUUUUUUAAAAAAAAAUCUCGUGUAUAGAAAUGGAAUUUGAGUGUAUAGUUGUAGUAUUAAAAGGAGUUUGAAAAUGAAGGUGGGUCAUGGGUUUAGAGGUACUAAAUUCAACAAAAUUUGUCAAUUUCUACGAGCCUCGUUGUGUUUUCUAUAUGUGAUUGCGCUGGUGACUUUUGAAUUUUUUGAAUGUGGAAUGUUGAAGAUUUCAAAGAAUUUUUUCUCUA
This is a messenger RNA of Camellia sinensis, 1475 nucleotides long. Its product is annotated as BRI1 kinase inhibitor 1. The record is from RefSeq and is a predicted model, not a curated record. Gene Ontology annotation, cellular component: plasma membrane. Gene Ontology annotation, molecular function: kinase inhibitor activity. Lineage: Eukaryota; Viridiplantae; Streptophyta; Magnoliopsida; Ericales; Theaceae.